Molecule: messenger RNA, 1498 nt
Organism: Drosophila grimshawi
Lineage: Eukaryota; Metazoa; Arthropoda; Insecta; Diptera; Drosophilidae
Exons: 3
Coding region: 10-552 (180 amino acids)
Cellular component (GO): mitochondrion
Source: RefSeq, a predicted model, not a curated record
AUCGCAGUUAUGCACGGUCUCAGCACCAAACCUACCACGCACAGUCCCAAUGCCAACAAAACGGAUAUCAAGUCCUCGUCGACAGCCUCCGUCACUAGCACCAAUGAGCUCUUUGGCGAGGCGGCGAACAUGGGACUCUUUGCCAAGUUCAAGCACAUGUAUAAGCAAUAUUGGUACGUUCUCAUACCGGUGCAUGUGAUAACAUCGAUUGGUUGGUUCGGCGGUUUUUAUUAUCUAUCAAAGAGCGGUGUAGAUGUGCCUGCCCUGCUGCAGUAUAUGCACCUGAGCGAGACCAUUAUUGAGAAGGUACAGGGCUCCGAUAUGGGUCACUAUGCCAUUGCCUAUCUGUGCUAUAAGGUGGCCACUCCAGUGCGCUACGCAGUCACAUUGGGCGGCACCACUGUGUCUAUAAAAUAUCUGGUGCAAUGGGGCCAUAUCAAACCGAUGCCCACAAAGAGUCAAUUAAUGAAAAUGUAUGAAGACACAAAGGCAACGCGUGCCAAUGCCAAGAACAAUACCCAUAAGGAUGAGAAUGCCAAGAAUCACAAAUGAUCGAUGCUUACUGGGGCGUCUUCCAAAACCGCCGCCUGCUGUCGUUGUCUUCGUCGCCUGCCAUGCGGCUAGUUGCCUAGUUGUAUUUCGUUAUUUGUUAAACUGUUGCACGUUGAUCAAGUGCAAGUGUCGUCUCUGGAAUUGACCUCUCGCCCAGGGCGCAUCUGUAUAUAUCAACCGGAUUACUUAUUCUAAGCGCAGCUGCCGCAGUUUUAAGAAAGAUAAGAGCACCACAUCGUUUGCGUGUAUUAACAAAUUUGCAUUGUUUUUGUUAGUUACGAAAUCGUUGACGCUGCUGUUGCCGCAUGCCAGGGAGCAACGUACUCACAGCAAUGUAUACAUAGACCAGCAUACGAAUUAACUAACACAGACACAUACACCUAUGCAUAUAGACCCAGAGUAAGACAGCCUCCGACAAGAAGUGUAGUAUAUUUUAUAAAUGUAAUUUAAAAAGUUAUCGAAAAUGAAAAACUCGACUGGUAUAAAACAAUAAAAUAUUUGUCUUUUACUUUUUUUUUGAUCAAUUGCCCAUUACCGAAUUAAUUGUUCCCACAAAUAGUAUGCAGCAAAAAUCAGCUGGCAAACAGCUUUGUAUCACCCACAUAAGUAAUAUACAUAUAUAGGUCCUUGUCUCCCAAUCGGAAUGGCGUGAUUUUCGCACAACUAGUGUCCAAAAAGUUUAAUAUUUGCGAUCGUCCAUCGUUUGUUUUGUAUGCAAUAAAUAUUGAUUAAAUUAUUUUUUCUUAUUGAAGAUUAUUUCAUGUAAUCAUAGACAAAGCUUUUUUUGGAUAAAUAAUUUUGUUAGCUCUGAACAACUGACAGAUAUACAAAUAUAUACAAUAGUCGGAGGCACUUACGUAUCACCAGAAGGUCGCAACCAGCUUUUCGUAAAGGGGGUAAAGGGGGUUAUUAGCUAUUAUUUAAAUAAAAAUAAACUCAAAUUUGA